This is a messenger RNA of Pimephales promelas (fathead minnow), 3329 nucleotides long. The record is from RefSeq and is a predicted model, not a curated record. NCBI's taxonomy places the organism in Eukaryota, Metazoa, Chordata, Actinopteri, Cypriniformes, Leuciscidae.
CAGCUCAGCAGAUCUCGUCUUCUAUCACACACCACAAACAUCAAGGCAUCUUGUGUACAUCAUGUUACUACAACCCAACCCCAACUCAGCAAGCGGCCGUAUUCCCUUGGCCAAAUCAAAUUUAGAUGAGUAUAAUCCACCUGAGUUUGUGGCAUUUGAUGUUUUGAAGCCAAGGGGACCUCCGGAUGAAGAAACACAAGCCACAAGUCUCUCAGUAUUGAGUGUUGACAUGCGUGUGACGGAGAACAAAAAAGACCACAACACUGACAAGUAUGUGAGCUCCAACCUCAUCGUGCGCAGGAAUAAAGAGUUCACCAUCAUCAUCCAUUUUAACCGGGACUUCAAUGAACAGGACAAUGUGGAGUUGGAGUUCCUGAUUGGCAGUUUACCUGAUGAAAACAGGGGCACCUACAUUAUUUUGCCCAUUGGUAAAGAGAAACCUGAAGUGCUCUGGAAGAGUCGUGUGGUGGAAACACAAGGCAGUUAUGUGACCAUUGGCGUAACACCAGACGCCAGCUGCAUCAUUGGUCGGUUUCAAACCUUUGUUGUAGUUGUGAGUAAUUUGGGAAAACAGCGCACUGUGAGGAACACUGACACCGAUGUCUAUGUGCUGUUCAAUCCUUGGGACCCUGCGGAUCAGGUGUACAUACCCAGAGAGAUCGACAGACAGGAGUAUGUGAUGAAUGAUGUGGGGACCAUCUACAAUGGAGAUGCCAAUAACUUUAUCUCCCGUUCAUGGAACUUUGGACAGUUUGAAGAGGGGGUUCUGGAUGCCUGUCUUUUUGUUCUGGAUUCUGGGAAAGUACCACUAAUUUUCCGUGGAAGUGCCCUUGAAAUUGUUCGGCAAGCAUCAGCUCUGUUAAACGCCAAUGAUGAUGAUGGUGUCCUGGUUGGCAACUGGAGUGACGAUUUCUCCAAUGGCACAGCACCCACUGCCUGGACUGGAAGUCCUGAAAUCCUGCUCAAAUAUGCUAGAGAAGGUGGUGUUCCUGUGUCCUUCGCUCAGUGUUGGGUGUUUGCCGGCGUAAUGAACACUCUUAUGCGCUGUCUCGGGAUCCCUACACGGGUCAUCACCAACUUCAGCUCUGCUCACGACAACACGGGCGACCUGAGGACAGAUAUUGUGCUAGACCAAUACGGGAGAGUAGACCGAAGCCGAACAAAAGAUUCAAUCUGGAACUACCACUGCUGGAAUGAGGUGUACAUGAUGAGACCUGAUUUGCCGAAAAAAUUCUCUGGCUGGCAGGUGAUCGACUGCACCCCUCAGGAGACCAGUGAUGGUCUUCAUCGGUGUGGCCCAACGUCUGUCAGUGCCAUAAAAGAAGGAGAGCUUAGCUAUCCCUUCGAUGCAAAGUUUGUCUUUGCCGAGGUGAACGGUGAUGUGAUAUUCCAUCGGUCUAAUAAGCAGGGAGAAGUGAAGGUUAUCUAUGUGGACACCGGGUAUGUUGGAAAGCUCAUUUUGACAAACAAACCAGGCAGUAGCAUCUAUGAGGACAUCACUUCUACCUAUAAAUAUCCAGAAAAAACCCUCAAGGAGAGAGAGGUCUGGCAGAAUGCCGAGCGUUCCGGCAUUCCUGCUAGGGAUUAUUUACCACUCACUGAAGCAGGAGUGACCUUCGAGCUCAAGGCCGACGCCGUAAAAAUGGGUGAUAACUUCAAGCUGAUGCUGAACAUUAACAAUCAGACCAGCCAGACCUGCACCAUCAAUGCUACCAUCACUGGCUGUGUGGCGUUUUACACGGGCGUCACCAGCGAGACCUUUAUGCUGGAAAACAAAGCUGCAACUGUGGAAGCCUCGAAGACUGAGUCCCUGACGGUAUAUGUCAAUGCUUCGGAGUAUACACCAUAUCUGAUGGAUAAGGGCAACCUGCUCUUUGUGGCCUAUGGGCUUAUUGAGGAAACCAACACGUCCAUCUCUACGAUGAAAGUAGUCACUCUCCAGCCUCCUAAACUCACAAUAACGAUGUCGGGAACCCCGCGAGUUGGCAGAGAUCUCACGAUCAGUGUGGAUUUCCAGAAUCCCUUUAAUUUCAUCCUGCGAAAUGUUCAGCUCCGCCUUGAUGGACCUGGUCUGAUACCAACCAAAAUAAAAUAUUACAGCCAGAUAUUACCUGGUGGCUCAGUGAGAUAUAAAGUGUCGAUGGUCCCUCGAACUCCUGGAAGAAAGGUGCUGAUGGCGGUUCUAGACGCCCCAUUACUGAGACAGGUCACCAAUCAGCUAGUAAUCCAAAUAUAUUGAAAGCUGAAUGACCGCUAAGAGUGAACAAGAGAUGGGAGAAGACAGGAAGAGAAAACAGAGUUUCUUUGCUUUGUCAAUGUUGUUUUGAAAGAGCAAAUUCCUCCUCCUCACCAUACAGAAUUUCCCUCAAAAAUGAUUUCAACUCAUGUCGUUUCAAACCCAGGUGUCUUUCUUCCGUGAAACUUUUUUUUUUUCUGUGAGGAAAAAAGAAGGGUUUUUGGUCCAUAGAAUUAGUCAUAAAGGUUUGAGUGACUUUUAAAAAAAUUACAUCAGCAAGUGUGAGAACUGUAAUAAAUAGUGACAUCCAUUGAAAUCUGUAGUGAUCAUUAACAUGCGUUUUGUUUGGGGUAGAUAAUACUAACUGUAUUAUUCACUAUAUAUUGUUUAUUUUCUCUGCUAUAAUGUCAUGGACUGCUAUCUGUUAAUCACUCUCACUAUCCUACACACACACACGACAGAAAGAGGUUUUUGCACAUCCUUGUUAAAACAAGUCAAAUUCUGGGAAAGCAGAAAUGAUUCAGUGAGAUAUGAGCAGAGAAUAUGUUGAGCAUUUCUUUACAACCCAUUUUUUUUCACAACAGGGAGUCAGUUAGCCAUAGCUAUAACCAGUUUUCUUCUAGAAAAUCUUAAAUGAGGCAUUAGAAAGGUAGCUGAAAUAUUUACUAAACUAACACGCCAAGCAUUAAAAUUUCUUGCAAUUCUGUAAGUGAGCAUUUGUGCAGGUCUUGCAUCACAUAAAUGCUGGCAAAAAUCUAAUAGUUUUGUAUAUUUUGACUUUACAAAGCCAGUGGUAUGUAUCAACUCGUCUUAGUUUAGGGAAUAACAUAGUUUAAUAUGAAACAACAGUGGAGUAUCCCUUUAAGGUUACGCAUACUGUCCAGGUGGAGGGCUCCGAGAUCAGAAUUUCUACCCGAACCCAGAGUACUCCCCUCUUUGGUAAGGUUAGAUUGAACUAAAGUGAGGAGGUUCUGCUGUUAUUUAUCUUGUCCUGAGUUGAUUACUGAUUGAUCUCCACUUGUGCUAAUUGUGUUAAUUAUCUGCACCUGCUCCUCCUGAACCUUGUUAAUAAAACAUAAAGUGAGUAAAGAAA